GUCUUCGUGCGCUUCUACGGCGUGAGCACCUUCGCCAUCGACUGGCUCUCCAUGUGCUACAUGCUCACCUACAUCCCCCUGCUCUUCCCCGUCGCCUGGCUGCUGGACAAGCACGGCCUGCGCCCCAUCGCCCUGGCCGGCUCGGCGCUCAACGGGCUGGGUGCCUGGGUGAAGCUGGGCAGCUUGAAGCCGCAUCUCUUCGCUGUCACCGUGCUGGGGCAGGUGGUGUGCUCCGUGGCGCAGGUCUUCAUCCUGGGCAUGCCCUCGCGCAUCGCCUCCGUCUGGUUCGGCCCCCAAGAGGUCUCCACCGCCUGCUCUCUCGCCGUCUUCGGGAACCAGCUUGGAAUUGCCCUGGGCUUUCUGGUCCCUCCCGUUCUGGUUCCCAAUGUGGAAGAUGAGGAGAAGCUGGCCUACCACAUCAGCAUCAUGUUCUUCAUGACAGCAGGGGUGGCAACAGCCCUCUUCAUCCUAGUUGUCAUAGUGUUCAAGGAGAAGCCUCCACAUCCUCCGAGCCAAGCUCAGGCCUUGAUACAGUCGAGACCACCGGAGGAAUAUUCCUACGUGCGAUCGAUCCUCCGCCUGCUCCGCAACACCAACUUUGUGCUGCUCAUGGUCACUUAUGGUUUGAAUACAGGGUGCUUCUACUCCCUGUCCACCCUUCUGUUUGUGUGUGUGUGUGUCUUAUCACAGGGGGAGGAGGUGAAUGCUGGCAGGAUUGGACUCACCAUUGUACUCUCGGGCAUGGUUGGGGCCCUGAUCUCCGGCAUCUGGUUGGAUAGAAGCAAAACCUACAAGCAGACAACGGUCGUGGUUUAUAUCAUGUCUCUGGUGGGAAUGGUCGUCUACACGUUCACGCUGAGCCUGGGCUCACUCUGGGUGCUCUUCGUGACGGCGGGCGUGCUGGGGUUUUUCAUGACAGGAUACCUGCCCCUGGGUUUUGAGUUCGCUGCAGAGUUAACAUAUCCAGAAUCAGAGGGAACAUCAUCAGGGCUCCUUAACGUCUCAGCACAGAUCUUUGGUAUUGCUUUCACCAUCAGCCAAGGACAGAUCAUGGAUCACUUUGAGACAAAGGCAGGAAACCUCUUUCUUUGUUCCUUCCUAUUCCUGGGGACUAUCAUGACAGCAUUUAUUAAGGCUGAUCUUCGAAGACAGCAGGCCAAUUUGGAAAGUGAACAAACAAAAGUGAUUCCCGAAGCCUGCACUGAUCCCAUCGUCCUUGAAGAAUCCAAGCUGUGAAAAGGAGGGGUGG
Molecule: messenger RNA, 1249 nt
Organism: Tinamus guttatus (white-throated tinamou)
Lineage: Eukaryota; Metazoa; Chordata; Aves; Tinamiformes; Tinamidae
Source: RefSeq, a predicted model, not a curated record